AUGCGAGCUAUUCCCAAGAACAUUAGAAGACAAGUCGAUCAGACAGUCGAAGCAAUCCAGUCGUCCUUAUUACAGAGAUCUGCCAGUGAGCUGGAAAAUAUAAUUGGUGCCCCGGCUGCCACAAGCGCUUCCUCGUCAGAAAGACCAAGCUCUAAGAAAAAGCAAAAACCUUCAGUUGCCUGCAACAACUUCCUUGAGCAUGAUGGAAUCCGACCGUGUGAUUCAGAAUUGUCUGUUGGAACAAAAAUCAAGCGUGAAUGCUUAAAAAAAUACCCUCGAUACAAGACGCUCGACGAUCAAGGCAAGGCUUUGGUCGCGCUCGGCGCUAAUUCGAUCCUCGAUUUGACGAACCCUAAUUCAGCUCAUCAAGAGCUUUUCUCCAGCCAAGAAUGGAAAGACUUAUCACAUCAGUUUCGUCCUAUGUUCGAGAAUAAUACUGCACUGCUGGAGGAGAACAAUAGCUCUUUACGAGAAAUCGAGAAGUAA
Radiomyces spectabilis is the source of this 486-nucleotide messenger RNA. RefSeq lists its product as uncharacterized. The record is from RefSeq and is a predicted model, not a curated record. The transcript has 5 exons. The coding region runs from base 1 to 486 and encodes 161 amino acids. NCBI's taxonomy places the organism in Eukaryota, Fungi, Mucoromycota, Mucoromycetes, Mucorales, Radiomycetaceae.